Dovyalis caffra is the source of this 822-nucleotide messenger RNA. The record is from the annotation of a GenBank genome assembly. NCBI's taxonomy places the organism in Eukaryota, Viridiplantae, Streptophyta, Magnoliopsida, Malpighiales, Salicaceae.
AUGAUAAAGCCUCUCUAUUUUUUUCUACUCUCCCUCUUCUUCAUCAACAUUUCCUACGGAAUUGGAGAUGACUCUGAUCCAUCAUCAGCAAACUGUCCUGAUCAAUAUGAGUCCUGUGGUGAUAACUUAACCAUUAAAUACCCAUUUUGGCGAACCCCUAAUGAUUCUACCUCCAACCAGUAUUGUGGUUAUCCAUAUUUUGGUCUUUCAUGCUCAGAAUAUGGUAAGACAAUACUAAGACUGCCUAAUGACCACACUUUUCUUGUCAAAGAUAUAAACUACCCCAACCAUUCUAUCACCCUCGUGGACAUCGAUCUUGACGGAAACCAACAGUACUGUCCUAGGCCGCGCCAUAACCUUACUCUGGAAACCUUACCCUUACAUUACUCAAAAUCAGAUUUGACCCUCAGUUUUCACUUCAAUUGCACUUCCGGUCCAUUUCCGUGGCCUCCUAAACCUCCCAUAGAGUGCUUAAGAUUUGAGGCAAAGCGGUCCUAUGUUAAUGUGUUAGAAGGGAAUGAGAAGGAGCAAGAUAAUUGGUUUGGAAUAUGCGAGGAGCAUGUAAGGGUGAUGGUGUUAAGGACUCCUCUCACAAAUAACGACAUGAUCACCACUGAGUUUGGUAGGGCGAUGGACCAGGGGUUUAUGCUGGAUUGGGGGACGGCCAAGGAGUGCGGUGCCUGUGAGGCUUCUGAUGGGCAUUGCGGGUCCAGCGAUAGUAAGAAGGAUUUGUUGUGCUUCUGCAAGGAUGGCAAAGUACGUAGCAAGCAUUGUGGAGGUAUGCAAAUUUCUUUGUUUAACGUUAUAAGCGCUAAUUUUUGA